GCGCCCAGAUUGACUAUCCACUUGACAGCACCAAUUGGGCAAAUGCACCAGCUGCUGCUCAAGGUUUGACCUCGAGCUUUGCUCAGGCAUCUGGAACUCGCACUAAUAUUCUCGGCUGUUCUAACUUUGGCUUCUCUCUUCGGGGUACAAUGGUCGGCAUUGAGGCAUCCUUUGAGUAUGUGGGUCGGCGAGGCGCCCAACUGGACGCAGGCUACACCGCAUCUCCGUAUGAGGCGUAUGCGCUCCAGUUCAAUCGGGGCAUCACCAUCAUCGGCGAUCCACUGCCGUCUACAACACAGCUCUCUAACGGAUGGCCAAACAACUGGCAGUCCUUUACAUACGGAUCGCCGUCCGAUACCGUCGGCGUCUCACUCUCCAACAACGACAUGCAGGCCAACAACUUUGGCUUCUACAUCAUCGUCUCGGACUCGAAUGGGGGUCAGGCUAUGAACAUUCGUAUCCGUAGAAUGUCCAUCACCAUCCACAUGCAAGAAACUAUCGAUUUCAACGCCAUCGGCCCAGCAUCUGGCUCUGCUGGAUCCACCAUCACUAUCACGGGUGCCGGGUACGACCAGCUUGACAUGAGCCAGGUCUAUUGUGUCCUCAUCGAGGACAGCAUCAACGUUCCUGCAACCCGAAACUCGGACACCUCCAUCUCCUGUACCAUGCCGCCGCGCUCGCCGUUCAUCAGCCCCACGGUAUCGCUCGGCAUUCUCCCGCAAUCAGGUGAGGCGAUUAUUGCCACAGGUGCCACCUUCACCUACCCGGCCAUCACCCCCAGCACCAUCACUGCCAUAGGCCCGAGCCAGCGGUUCUCGCGCUCAACCAACGCCGACUCGCAGACCAUCACGCUCACCGGAAGCUUCACCUCAGGCUCACAGGUCUUUGUCGCCCUCACCCCGUCCACCUCCUCGUGUGAUGCGCGAUUUGUCUCGUACAACAUCGCCGGCGCCAAGGAGUUUGUAAUGCGACUCGACGACCCGGCCAUUCCCAUGUACGGGGACUUUGCGCUUUGCCUCUCGGUGAGCGGUGAUGUCGACGGCAUGUACAUGAAGCAGUUCCUACCGGCGACGCGGAUCCACAUGGCGACGGCCGAGGCCAACUCGGUUGUCUUGAUGUGGCCGAGAGUGAUUGGGCAGACCGACUCGCCGAUGCUGCAGCUGCAGUUUGUGGGCAACCGCGACUACGGCCUGCCGUCCACCGAGCUGGGGCUUGGUACAACCGGCUGUCCAUUGGGAUCCAUCACCAACAAGGUGGGGUAUCCGAGCAAGAGCGGAUCUGUGCAGCUGCCUGUGGGCCCGGGCGGUGACCGGCUCGACCUGCGACUGUGCCUCAAGACGUACGGCGACCAGUGGGUUGAGCAGACAAACGUGGGGGUGGUGUCUGUGGUGGCUGGCGGGAUCAGCGGCGUGAGCCCGAGCGUGUGGGGCGGAGGCUCGAACCCGGCGAUCACAUUUGCGGACGCCAAGGCGACGGACAUCGGGACGGUGCACGGGUUUGUGGCUAGUGCAGCGGCAUGCACGCCGGGCAACAUUCUAGCGAGUGCGCCGCUCGGUGGCCCACUGACGAGCGCUCUGGAGCCGGUGACGAGCGGUGACGUGAUGUACAAGGUGUGCCAGUCGCAGAACAACGGUGGAUCAUGGCUCGACACCUCGCAGAUGGUGACCGUCACGUCACGCGUGGCCGGCACGCUCACGAGCGUCUCGCCCAACUACUUGGUGUCGGACGCAACGACGAGCGUGACGUUUGUGGGCGUGACGUCAACGCGGACGACGUACGUGCGAAUCUCGACGCAGGCGGCAAGCUGCAGCGACGCCAACAAGGUGGUUGAUGUUGCGGUGACGUCGUCGAACACGGCGAGCCUGCGACUGCGCAACACGCUGGUAUCUGCGCGGGAGCUGUAUGUGUGCCUGUCGACGUCGGGGCCGAGUGGGCCGUUUGUGCACCAGGGCACGUCGGCGUCGGUGGUGAUCAACGUCAUGUCCGUGACCAACUCGGUGCUGGUGAGUGGGGUAGGGCCGGCGGCGAUCGGCAACGGAGUGCCGACGGCAGUGUCAUACACGGGGCCGGGCUCUGCGGGGCAGUUCAGCGGAGCGCGGCUUGCGCUCGCUGUGCCUGGCGGAUGCAACUCUGGAGCGCUGCGGUACUUUGAAGAGGUGUACUCGGCCGGAUCGGCUAUGGUGACGGCGACGGUACCAUCGUGGGCCGGGACGAGCUUUGUGGAUCUGGCCCUGUGUUUCCAGUGGCAGGCCGGAACGCCGUUCAUCGAGCAGAGUGCGCGGGUGAGGGUGGCGAUGGCGUCUGCACUUGCGGUGACCGAGGUGGUGCCGUCUGCGGUGCUCGAGGGCAACGCAGUGUCGCUUCAGCUCGUGGGUGCCAUCGGGACACCGUCGACGCAGAUUGCGCUUGCUCCGGUCGGUGACUGUGGCGCUGGCAACGUCCUCGUGACGUCGUUUGGUGAGGGUGAUACUGGGAGCUCCAAGGUGCUUUCGGGUGGAUCGAUGCCCGCACUGGGAACCAACACCGCUGUUGUGUGCUACUCUGUGGACGGCGGUGGGUUGUGGACCGAGCAGACGCUCGGGCGACUGUCUGUGACGACGGACGCCAACGCCGGAACGGUUGCAAGCGUGUCGCCUGUUGCGAUCGGGGCCGGGCAGACGGAGACGCUCACGGUGGUUGGAGCACCGGGCGGCACAGGCCGGCUUGCGCUUGCGAGUCCGGGCAGCUGCCAGAGCGGGCCGCGGUAUGGCGGAGUGAUGGCGUACUCCGGGUCCACGCCGCCGCCGCCGCCAUCUCCGACACCGGUGUCGCUUGGGGCAGGAGUACCUGUUGGUGGGCGGUUUGUGGUGUGCUACUCAAACACGGCUGGGUAUGCCGAUGCCACCUGGUCAGAGCAGGUUGCUCCGCUGGCGUCGAUUGUGGUGGUCCAGGCAACGUCGACGAGCAUUGCGAGCGUGGGCGUGUCGACGUUUGGAGUGGGUGCGACGCCGAGCCUCGAGCUGACGAUGGGCGGGAGCGCGCCCGGGAUCGAGUGCGGGUCUUGCUACCUCGGGUUUGUGGCGAGUGGCAGCGGGUGCAGCAGUGGGCCGAUUGUGGGGCUCACGGCACUGGCGAUCGGGACGGGAGCGAAUCCGGUGCUCGGGACGGCGAUUUUGAGCAGCGGAACAUACGACGUGUGCUUCUCGUCGGGUGGCAGCGGAGCAUCGACGAUGGUGAAGCAGACGACGGCCGGCAGCGUGGUGGUGAUCGAGGCGACGACGACGACGGUGACGAGUGUGUCGCCGCGCGUGAUCGGUGUGGGGUCGGGCCAUCGUUUGUGCUGGCUGGGGCGGUGGGCUCGUCGUCGACGUACGUCGGGUUCUCGCUCGAUGGCAGCUGCUCUGGGCCGGUGUCUGUGACGCAGGUUGUGGCCGGUGGCGAAGGCGGGUGGGUCGCGAGCGCGCCCGGGACAAGCGGCAACUACAGCGUGUGCUACUCGGUGUCGGGAUCGGGCGGGCCGUUCCUCAAGCAGGAGCUUGUGUACGUGGAGGUGAUUGCGGCGAGCUCGUCGUCGGUGACCUCGAUGUGGCCACGCGUGAUCGGAUCCGGAGCGGCAAACACGUUUUACGUGAGCGGGGCGGUGGCGUCGCCAAUGACGGCUGUGGCGUUUGUGCCGAGCGGAGCAGACUGCAACAACGACGGGCUCCGGAGUGGAGUGAUGCGACUGACGUCGACGACGAUGGGGGUCUCGCCGACGUUCCCGAUCGAGGACGGCGGGAGCGUGAACCAGGUGUGGGACACAUGCUACACGGUGACGUACGGUGAUGCGGGCGAGAACUGGGUGAAGCAGAGCCCGAGCGGAGUCGUGGACGUGACGGUUGUUGUUGCGGUGGCAGACGCGGUGGCAAGUGUGGCGCCGUCUGUGGUCGCUGUUGGACGGGCCGAGCCUGUGGUGUUCAGUGGACUGGAAGGAAGCGUGAACGUGCGGGUCGGGUUCGGGAUCGGCGGGUGCGCAGGCACGGUUGUGGGCGUGACCAACGUGGUGACGACGGGCGCAGCGACGAUGCUUGGAAGCGCGCUCCCGACUGCCGGCCUGUAUCGUGUGUGCGUGUCUGUGGACAACGGCGGGCGGUACGUGGCGCAGACGUCGACGGUGACAAUGGAAGCGGUGCGUGCGAGCAGCGGGCUGAUCUCUGCGAUCUCGCCGAAUGUGGUGGGGACAGGCUCGAUGCCUGCGUUUGUCGUGAGCGGGACGUUCAAGCAGACGAGCUUCAGUCGGAUCGGGUUCUCACUGUCGAGUGACUGCAGCGGCACAGUGGCCGGCCAGCUCGACGUGUCGUUGGGAACGAGCACGCCGUACACAUGGGCGAGCGGGCUCGUCGUGAGCGAAGCGCAGACGUUCACGGUGUGUUUUACGGCCGACGGAACGAACUGGGUGGCGCAGAGCGAGCCGGUGCUCAACGUGGCGGUGGCACGGGCCAACUCGAUCACGUCGUUCUUGCCAGCGGUGCUCGGGGCCGGGGCAGGCGGUGCAAACGUGGUGGCUGACGUGGUCGGGCCGCUUGGGUCUGCGACUGCGUUCAUCGGGUUUGACAGCGUGGGCUCCGGAUGCACGGCGCCGGUUGCGGUGAGCGCGUACAACGUGAGCGGUGAGCUCGAUCUCGGGUCGUCGGGCGGGCUGAGUGCCGGGACGUACGCGCUGUGCUACACGGUAGAGUCGCCGUCGACCGGGUUUGUGGAACAGACGAGCGCCGGCAGCGUGCGCGUGGUCGAGGCGCAGGCGGCCGAUGUGGCCGAGGUCCUGCCGUCGUACAUGGUGACGAGCGUGGCCGAGGCGGCGAUUGGUGUGCGGCUCGGUGUGGCCAAGGAUGAUGUGCCUGUGGCGACGGCGAUGAUCGGGUUUGAUCCGACGGCGAACGGGUGCAGCGUGGCGGGUGUGCUCGAGGGCGUGACGGCGCUGCAGAGUCUGACAGAGGCGCCAGCGAGCAUCGCGGCGUACCAGGGCGGGUGGCUGUUUGGCACGCGGGCGGGGAGCACCGUGACGACGACGGGCAACGGGACGGUGUGCUACUCGGUGGACUCUGGAGAGACCUACGUGGCGACAGAGCUUAGAGUGGCGCUUGGCGAUGUGGCGCCUGCCUACGGGCUUGGUGCCGUUGUGCAGCCUGGAGUGCAGACGGGAGUGGCGUCACGGGUGAUUUUGCGCGGGCUGGCGGCGACGUCUGGGCCGACGACCAAGGUGGCGUUUGUUGCCAGUGGAUCGGCGUGCAGCGAUGGCGGGGCACGGGUGUCCGAGGUGGCGAUGACGGGCCAUGUGCUAUCGACGGUGGAGCCGUUGCUGCCUGCGGAUGGGAGGUACAGCGUGUGUGUGAAGGAGGCCGGCGGCGGGAGCAGCUGGACGAAGCAGGACGUUCCAGUGGAUGCCAUCGACUGCACGACCAAGACGUCGUGCGGCGAGUGCCGGGCGACGCCGCUGUGCGGAUGGUGCGUGGGCAAGUCGCAGUGCGUGCUCAACUCUGUGCUGCCAGACACGUGCGCUGUGAGCAGCGCCGUGUGCACGCCGUUCCUCGGAACGAGCUGUGCGCUGGAGAACUGCCCGCGUGUGACAGGGAUCUCGCCGGCGAUUGCAGUGUCUGAUGGCGGGACGCAGAUCCGGGUCUCGACAGAGCUUGCGGCAAACGUGGCAGACCUGGAGUGCCGGUUUGUGUACGACGGGACGAUUGUGGAGUCGUUCAGCGCAGCGUCUGUCGAGUCGAGCACAAGCGUGCUGUGCAGGGCGGCCGAGUCGCAGCUGGGCAUUCUUGGAGCAAGUGUGUCGUUGACGCAGAGCGUGGGGAGCGCCAAGCGUGUGGCGUAUGGAGCGAGCGGCGGAGCGUCACUGUCGUACUACGAGUGCGGGGCAGUGAGCGGAUGCGGCAACUGCUACGACGCGGCAGCCCGGCCGGAGUGUGGAUUCUGUCUUCUGGAGGGUGGAUGCAUGUCGCGGCAGGCAUGCCUGGAUGCGCUUGGAUACAACGCCAGCUCGUCUGUGGGGCUGAGCGUGGACGCGGUGUGGGUGCAUCCCACGAGUGAGUGGCCCGAUUGCCCUGUUGUGAGCUCUGUGGCGCCCGCGGUCGGGCCGACGACGGGCGGGGUGGAGCUGACGCUGACGGGGACGCUGUUUGUGGACGCAAACGGACGUCUUACAGGCGCGGGCACACGGUCGAGUGGCGAUGUUGGACUCGAGUACCAGUACCAGUGCGUGACGAACGACGUGGACAAGGCAACGAACGGAAGCGUGGUGUCGUCGACAGAAAUGGUGUGCGAGCUGCCCGAGUCUGUGAGCGAUGGCGAUGCGGCAUUGCGGGUGAUGCUGAAUGGGGCGGAGAUUGCUGUGGCGUCGACGUCGUUUGGGUACGUGCCGCCACCGGCGCCGAUUCCGCCACCGCCGUCCAAGACGACGCAGACGGUGCUGCUGUCACUGGGCGCGUUCCUGUUUGUGGCGAUUGUGGCGGUGGCGAUCAUUGCGGGCUUGUUGCUGAAGCGGAAGCGCGACAUGGAGAAGCUGACGCGGCCACCGGAGAUGUCGCCGAGCGAGAUCCAGAGCGUGGUGUUUGGGUCUGUGCUCCCGCUGGGCAUGGACGGCAAGUCGCUGCUGCCGCUGCUCUCGCGGUUUGUGCACGAGAUUGUGUUUGACUACGAGAUGAUUGCGCUCCUGGCCGAGGUGACGCCAUCGACCGAAGUGGACCGGGUGGCCAAGGCGGCGAUCAUUGUGUACGAGCACGCCGGGCUGGCACUCGAUUUGCUGCUGUACCAGGUCUCCCGCGAGGUGACGACGACGCUGACGCUGCAGACGCUGUUCCGGACCAACUCGAUGGCGACCAAGAUGUUCAAGCUAUACUCGAAGCUCAAGGGGUUCGAGUAUGUGCGGAGCACCCUGGGGCGGCCGAUCAACAAGCUGAUGCUCGAGGACGAUGUGGACGUGGACGGCCUGAGGGCGGGCAAGGGCGGCGGAGCGCAGUUCCAGCUGCUCAAGCUGACGCAGACGCUGUUCAACGCGGUGCGCGGGUCGAUUCCUGCUGUACCGACCGAGUUCCGGUACCUGUUCCGUGCAGUGCAGGGCGCGAUCCAGGAGCGGUUCCCUGUGCGGGCGGAUGAGCUUGCACCGCUGAUGGCGGAGGCGCUGCGCGAGGGGCUGGAGGAGACGUCGACGCUAUACGCACACGGGGCGGAGGCAUUUGUGCAGAUUGCCGGUGUGUCGGACCAGGUGACAAACAACACGGCCGAGCUGGCGCAGGUGAUUGCGCCGAUGGCGGAGAACCUGGCCGAGUACGAGGAGAGCGUGGAGGAGCUUGCGACGCGGCUGCAGCAGAUGUCUGAGCUUGUGGAGAAGCUGUCGGGAGCGACGGAUCCGGAGUCGCCGGCAGCACGACGGCUGCUGCUGGACCUGCAGGCGUCGCACAACUCUGUGGGAGUUGGCGGGUUCUUCUUCCUGCGGUUCCUUGUGCCUGCAAUCACGGCGCCCGAGGCAUACGGACUGGUGCACGAUCCGCCGGAUGUGGGCCAGCGCAAGCUUCUUGUGCUCCUGGGCAAGGCGAUCCAGAACCUGUCGAACCAGAAGGAGUUUGGCGGGAAGGAGAAGCACAUGGUGCAGAUGAACUCGUUCAUCACGUCGAACGCAGAGACGAUUGCCAAGCUCCUGGACGAUCUGGCGCAUGUGCCGAUCAACGCGCCGGGACGCGACGAGCUGGAGGCGUCUGUUGUGCCGACGAAGCACCUGGAGGGAGCACUUGUGUUCCUGUACAAGCACGCAGUGUCGAUGCGAGGCAAGAUGCUGGCCAAGCUGCAGGAGAUCCAGAUCGGGUCUGUGGAGCUGUCGGCCGAGGCUGUGGUGCAGCGUGAGCGUGCGGCCGAGUUGCUCGGUGUGGUGCUCGACGAGAUCGAGGCGGCCAAGUCAUCGGGCGCGUCAGGCUCACGGCUGGACUACAACCGGCUUCGCGGGCUGCCGUUCAUUACGAGCAUGGGCAAGGUUGGUGACAGUCUUGCUGGCAACCCGCAAGGGUGAGCUUGAGGUGGACGCGCUUUUACAACAUAAUCGUGGAUGCCAAGAUUGGUAAAUGCUGACAAAGCUGAA
Molecule: messenger RNA, 8092 nt
Organism: Thecamonas trahens ATCC 50062
Lineage: Eukaryota; Apusomonadida; Apusomonadidae
Exons: 1
Coding region: 3563-8023 (1486 amino acids)
Biological process (GO): regulation of GTPase activity
Source: RefSeq, a predicted model, not a curated record